Messenger RNA from Scleropages formosus (Asian bonytongue), 2876 nucleotides. Its product is annotated as septin-6. NCBI's taxonomy places the organism in Eukaryota, Metazoa, Chordata, Actinopteri, Osteoglossiformes, Osteoglossidae. The transcript has 10 exons. Gene Ontology annotation, molecular function: GTP binding. Bases 51 to 1340 code for a protein of 429 amino acids. The record is from RefSeq and is a predicted model, not a curated record.
CGGGCCGCCGCGCUCCGUUUCCCGUCCUGGACGCCCCUCGGAGAGCCACUAUGGCGGCUACCGAAAUAGCCCGACAGGCGGGGGAAGGUGUUCGCUCAAUCCCUCUGUCUGGUCAUGUGGGCUUCGACAGCAUGCCUGACCAGCUGGUCAACAAGUCCGUCAGCCAUGGCUUCUGCUUCAACAUUCUGUGUGUCGGAGAGACAGGCCUGGGGAAGUCGACCCUCAUGGACACCCUGUUCAACACCAAGUUCGAGGGUGAACCCACACAGCAUAACCAGCCUGGCGUGCAGCUCAAGUCCAACACCUACGAGCUGCAGGAAAGCAACGUGCGCCUCAAGCUCACCAUAGUAAAUACUGUGGGCUUUGGGGACCAGAUCAACAAGGAGGACAGUUACAAGCCCAUUGUGGAGUUCAUCGACACUCAGUUUGAGGCCUACCUGCAGGAGGAGCUCAAGAUCAAGCGCACCCUGCACAGCUACCAUGACACGCGUGUUCACGCCUGCCUCUACUUCAUCGCCCCCACCGGACAUUCACUCAAGUCUCUUGACUUGGUAACCAUGAAGAAGCUGGACAGCAAGGUGAACAUCGUCCCCAUCAUCGCCAAGUCGGACGCCAUCUCAAAAAGUGAGCUCACCAAAUUCAAGAUCAAGAUCACAAGUGAGCUCGUCAGCAACGGUGUGCAGAUCUACCAGUUUCCCACCGAUGACGAGACCGUAGCUGAAAUCAACUCCACCAUGAACGGACACUUGCCAUUUGCCGUGGUGGGAAGCACUGAGGAAGUGAAGAUCGGAAACAAGAUGGUGAAGGCGCGCCAGUACCCCUGGGGAACCGUUCAGGUGGAGAACGAGAACCACUGUGACUUUGUGAAGUUGCGGGAGAUGCUGAUCCGUGUGAAUAUGGAGGACCUGCGGGAGCAGACACACACACGCCACUAUGAGCUGUACCGCCGCUGCAAGCUGGAGGAGAUGGGCUUCAAGGACACAGACCCUGACAGCAAGCCUUUCAGCCUGCAGGAGACAUAUGAAGCCAAGAGGAAUGAGUUCAUGGGCGAGCUGCAGAAAAAGGAGGAGGAGAUGAGGCAAAUGUUCGUCCAGCGGGUCAAGGAGAAGGAGGCUGAGCUCAAGGAGGCAGAGAAGGAGCUGCAUGAGAAGUUUGACCGGCUGAAGAAGCUCCACCAGGAGGAGAAAAAGAAGCUGGAGGAGAAGAAGAAGGCUCUGGAGGAUGAGGUCAAUGCUUUCAAGCAGAGGAAGACAGCAACGGAGCUGCUGCAGUCUCAGGCCCAGCAGGCAGGGGGCUCCACCACACUCAAGAGGGACAAGGAGAGGAAAAACUUCUUUUAGUACAGUGUGUCUUGGCCUGCUGUCUGAAGAGAGGAUUGCUGCUGUCACAGGAACUGUUGCACCUGUGUAGCCCUACUCCUUGCUCCUCACCUCCCAUCAGUCUUAACUGCGCCAUCCCUCCCAAAAACCCUCUCCCCAUGUACCAUUGUGUCCGCCUUGCUAACUGUGGCCGUAUGUGAGCUGCACAUGGUUUCUCUCACAGUUGAGGGGUGCUUCCUAUACAGCAGAUCUGCACUAAUGUAGUGUGACUUUGGACAAGCUCAAGAAGGCUCCUGGGAAAGAAGAAAGGAACAUUUGUGGUUCUUUACCCUUGACCCCUUACUUUCUGACUGCCACGACUCUCUGUACAGAUUAGAGUAGUAAAAUAUGUAUCUUGCACCGCUGAAACAAGCAUGAAGAGAAACCAAGUGGCAGUAGGAGGGGCUCUCCUUGACUAAUACUAAUUAAGAUGACCUUGUUUGCUUUAAUUUUUACUUUGUUGUGUUAAGUAUUUUCAGGAGUUCCCUCCUACGAGAUGGUUGUAGUUGAUGGUUGCUGAAGUUCAAUCUUGUUUCAUGUUCAGAUGUGCAUAAGUGCUAUUUUUAGUAAAACCUUAUAUCUCUAGGUUAUGUCAGUAAACCUUGUGCAUGUUUAUCAACGACUAUUUCACAUGGGAUAACUGAUGUAUGAUUAUUUUUAGAAAACAAGCAACGGUGUGCACUAGUGCUUGUUUUGUGUAACGGAACGCAGAUACCAUCUUUUUUGUAAAAACGAUAAAAAGCCUGCAAACGUGGACAAGGUAAAUAUUCUGGCUGUAUGAUUAUCAAAGUGCUGUAAGGCCCUGUGUGUAUGCCGUUGCUGGCCUACUAAACCUGGAGCAGAAUGACACUGUGAAUUUUCAAGUGCUGUAACAUUAGAAUUUAUUUGUAUUCUAACAAUAUUACCAAUCCUCAGGAUAUCCUGCAAAACAUAAUUUUCCAGAUGGAACAUAUAAAUAUAUAGGCUAAUCCAAAGGUGUUUUCUAAAUUUGAGAAAGGAAACAAGUGAAUUUUGGCAAAUCCCCCAAUUUCUCUUAAUCUGUUGUGUGUGUAUAUAUACCAUGUAGGCCACAUACGGCAUUUCAUACAUACUCUGCAUUCUAAUGUCUUCCUUGUGAAGUCAGCCUUUGCAUGCCAUUGCUAACAUUGUCCUGGAUUACUAACUGAAAAAUUUCUGACCUAUUGUAAAUUAUUUUUCAUUAGUCAUUAUUUAAAUGUAACUAUUUUUUCCUCUUUGGUUCUGUUUACCGUUCAAAAAUACUUUGCCAAAUAUUACAGUGAAUUCAAUAUUGCAUUAUUAUAUUAAAUGAUCAGUCAUUAUUUAAAAAGACAUUCUUUUAGCAUUUAUGUAAAGAACAUAUAAGGAUCUAUUUUGUGACUGAAAAUUGAAGUAGGCCUAAUUACUAAUAGAUUGGUAAAAAUUCUUUUGGUGUAAAUGUCGUGUCAAAUAUUGCCAGUUAAAAUUGAAAUGAUCUAACCCUAAUAACUCUACUCCCCGCUGUUGGAAUUAAAAAAUAUU